Messenger RNA from Encephalitozoon romaleae SJ-2008, 327 nucleotides. RefSeq names its product 60S ribosomal protein L30. Gene Ontology annotation, cellular component: cytosolic large ribosomal subunit. The record is from RefSeq and is a predicted model, not a curated record. NCBI's taxonomy places the organism in Eukaryota, Fungi, Microsporidia, Unikaryonidae. The transcript has a single exon. The coding region runs from base 1 to 327 and encodes 108 amino acids. Gene Ontology annotation, molecular function: RNA binding; structural constituent of ribosome.
AUGAGUGGAAAGAGCAACAAAGGUGAUAAUGUUACAUCUGCGCUUUUGCUAGCAAUGAGGACUGGGGAGUGCAUUGUUGGAUUUAAGCAAGCCAUAAAGUCUGUUAUUAUGAAAAGAGCCAAAUGCCUUGUUAUUUCAUCGAAUUUUCCAUCUACAAAAAGGAAGCAGCUUGAAUAUUACAGUGUCUUGGCUGGAGGGCUUCCUAUUAUUUUCCACAACGCUAAUAAUGAGGAGCUGGGGAACAUUACUGAGAGAGGGCAUAGAUUGGGAUGUAUCUCUAUUAUUGACCAGGGAGAGGCUGAAUUGAUACCUUCCAGGGGAGAAUAA